Molecule: messenger RNA, 1884 nt
Organism: Cladophialophora yegresii CBS 114405
Lineage: Eukaryota; Fungi; Ascomycota; Eurotiomycetes; Chaetothyriales; Herpotrichiellaceae
Exons: 2
Coding region: 1-1884 (627 amino acids)
Molecular function (GO): long-chain fatty acid-CoA ligase activity; long-chain fatty acid transmembrane transporter activity
Source: RefSeq, a predicted model, not a curated record
AUGUCUCUUUCCACCGUAGCAGCAGCCAUCGCGGGCGGGCUCGCGACCGCGGCGUAUCUCGACGCCAAAUUUCUUAUCCGGCAUGACCUGGCCGCGGGGUCUCUGGCGGCCGGCCAGAAAAAGGCCCUGGCCUUCACGAUGGAGCGGGUCGAGCAGAACCGCAUGCUGAUGUACCAUGUCUUCGAGGACCAAGCGACGGGCAAGAAUGGUGACCAACUGUUCCUGAUGUUCGAGGGCCGGGAGUGGACGUACAAGCAGUUCUUCACGCAGAUACACAAGGUGGCCAACUGGCUAAGGAACGACCUGGGCAUUAAACCGCAAGAAAUCGUGGCCCUCGACGGCGGGAACAGCCCGGAGUUUUUGAUGCUGUGGUUCGGACUGGAGGCUAUCCGCGCUUGUCCUGCGUUUAUCAACUGCAACUUGACGGCCGGCCCGUUGACGCAUUCGGUCAAGCUGAGCGACGCGCGAUACCUGCUUGCCGACCGCUCCACCACGGACCUCGUGCGGCCGUGUGAGGACGAUUUGCGGUCCGCAGGCGUGACGACACUUUACUACGACGAGGCCUUCAUCUCGGGUCUCACAGACACGACACCCGUGCCUAAGUCCUUGCACAAGGGCAUCUCGCCCGCUGAACUGGGCGGGCUGAUCUACACGUCCGGAACGACGGGUCUGCCCAAGGGCGUCAUCAUGCUGCGUGGACGUGAACUCAACACGGCUCGCAGCGUGGCCGAAUACCUCAAACUCAAGCCAGGAAACAGAAUGUAUACGUGUCUACCCUUGUAUCACGGCGCCGCCCACGGUCUGUGCGUUACGCCGUCCAUCUUCGCCGGGUCGGCCGUCGUGCUGUCGCGCAAAUUUUCCCACAAGACGCUCUGGCCCGAGGUGCGGGCCUCCAAGGCCGACAUUCUGCAAUACGUCGGCGAACUGUGUCGGUACCUGAUCAACGCGCCGCCGUCGCCGCUGGACAAGCAACAUAACAUCAAAAUGGCAUGGGGCAACGGCAUGCGGCCAGACGUGUGGGAGACAUUCCGCCAACGGUUCGGCAUCGAGAUCAUCAACGAACUCUACGCCGCGACGGACGGCAUGGGCGCCACCUUCAACGCCAACCGCGGCGAGUUUGGCAAAAACGCCGUCGGCAUGCGCGGCCUCUACUGGCACUGGGCCAACGGGGCCAACGAAAAAAGAGUCCGCAUCGACAUUGACACGGAAGAGAUUCUGCGCAACGACCAAGGGUUCGCCAUCGAAUGCAAGACGGGCGAGCCCGGCGAGGUGGUCCACCGCAUGGACCCGGCCACCGUGGACACCGUGUUUGCGGGGUACUACAAGAACAAAGGCGCGGGCCAGAAACGGUUCAUCCGCGACCUUUUUGCGCCCGGCGACCUGUGGUUCCGCUCGGGCGACAUGAUGCGCCAGGACAGUGACGGGUGCGUCUACUUUGUCGACCGCCUGGGCGAUACCUUCCGCUGGCGCAGCGAGAACGUGUCCACCAACGAGGUCUCGGACGUGCUGGGCCGGUUCGACCAGAUCGCAGAGGCGAACGUCUAUGGCGUGCAGGUGCCCCACGCGGACGGGCGGGCGGGCUGUGCGGCGAUUGUUCCCGCCUCGUCCGAACAGCUCGACUUUGCCAGGCUGGCCGACUACCUGCUCUCGACACUGCCGCGGUAUGCGGUGCCCAUCUUUUUGCGCGUGGUUCCGCAGCUCGAAUAUACGGGUACGAUGAAGCUGCAGAAGGGUCGGCUACGGAGCGAGGGCGUCGACCUGGAUAAGAUCGAGAAAUCCGCGCCCGCGGAUAGGAUGUACUGGCUGCCCCCGAACGGGACCAAGUAUGAGGUCUUCGGCAGGAAGGAGUGGGAAGAGCUCAAGGCCGGGAAGGUGAGGUUAUAG